AUGCCGGUAUAUCACAUUGCCCUCUUCAAGCUCAAAAGUGAUGCUGAUCCGAAAAGUGUCCGCCAAUGGCAGGAUCUCGCGCAUGCCAUGGUGGGUAAAGUGCCAGGUCUGUUAGAGCUCCAGGCUGGACCACCGGUCGAACUCACCGCGCCCAUGGCCAAGGGCUACGAUAUGGGGGUUGUGGUGCUGGUGGAUUACGUCGAGACAUUGGCUACAUUUUUCACCCACCCCAGCCAUGAUGAGGUCCACGAAUUGUAUAUGCAAGUUUGCGAGCAAGGAAGCACAAUCGGUUAUGAUAUUGAAUUCUAG
Molecule: messenger RNA, 309 nt
Organism: Aspergillus ochraceoroseus IBT 24754
Lineage: Eukaryota; Fungi; Ascomycota; Eurotiomycetes; Eurotiales; Aspergillaceae
Product: Dabb family protein
Exons: 3
Coding region: 1-309 (102 amino acids)
Source: RefSeq, a predicted model, not a curated record